AUGUUGAGUGGAGAAACACUAGGCCUUUUUCUUACCUUGCUCACCGAGGUGCACGGUCUCUUUAACACCUCCGAGUUUCGCCUGGCGUCGCAAGAAAUGGUGGGCAUAAUGGAUGGCAUCGAUGAGGGCUUCUUCGCUUGGAUCUCUCUCCUCUUCCUUAGCCAAAAGUCUUGUCUUGUGCCCUGCCAUCCCCAGCUGCCUUUUACUGAAGCAUCUAUUCAUCAGCAAGCCAUCUUUGAUCUGGGCGGUGGGUCAUUUCAACUCACUUUCGGUGUUACCACCGCUGCCGGACCAAGCGAAUUUGUUCACAACCUCCCUAGUGCCUACCUAGGUACUCAAUUCUCUCCUCUUAGUGGCAAGGUAUUCAUUUUAAUUUUCAACUGCUCCUAUGGAUAG
This is a messenger RNA of Hydatigera taeniaeformis, 396 nucleotides long. Lineage: Eukaryota; Metazoa; Platyhelminthes; Cestoda; Cyclophyllidea; Taeniidae. The record is from the annotation of a GenBank genome assembly.